GCCAUAUGCAAUACUUUAGAAUCACAUAUCCAAACAUGGUGACAAUAACACCAUCCUUGCUUUAUGCUUUUGUUGUGUUUCUUUGCAUGGCUGUUGGUAUUUCAGGUCAAUAUGCAAAGUUUAGUAAGCUCGACUUGCCUCAAGGGGUUACCGGCCCUGAAUCAGCUGCAUUUCGUGGAAUUAUCUUUCCUGAGGGUCCCUUUACUACUGUAACAGAUGGUAGGAUACUCAAAUGGCAAGGCCCAAAUGUUGGUUUCGUCGAUUUCGCAUAUACUUCACCCACAAGGACUAAGCAAUUUUGUGACACUACAACUGAUCCGAAUAAAGGACCUAUAUGCGGAAGGCCAAUGGCUCUUAGCUUUCAACCCACAACCAGACUUCUUUACAUAGCCGAUGCAUAUUUCGGUCUUCUAGUUGUUGGGCCUAACGGAGGGCUUGCAACUCAGCUUGCCGGUGGUUUCAAGUUUGCUACAGGUGUUGACGUUGACUUGUUAACGGGCAAUGUUUAUUUCAUUGAUGCUAGUUUGACUUAUGAUAUCAGAAACACAACCCAACCCGGAUUUAUGCCCGAUUCAACCGGUAGAUUCUUGCGUUACAACCCACUUACUAGACGAGUAUCUGUUUUGCUCAGUGGUCUCUCGGGUGGCGGUGGCCCAGCAGUUAGUCAAGAUGGUAGAUUUGUUCUUGUACCUGAGCUUACUGGUAACCGAAUUUCAAAAUAUUGGCUCGUGGGGCCCAGAGCAAAUCAGGCGGAACUUUUGUUAGGUAACGUUAGGAACCCGAAUAAGAUAAAGCGUGCAGGAAGAUUCGGAGAGUUUUGGGUGGCGGUUUCACUUGGAUUUCGACCGCCAACACCACUCAUCACACCUCAAGGAGUGAGGUUCAAUUCGAAUGGUGUUGUGUUGCAGACGGUGUCAUUUGCUACACAGUUCUUCAAUAAAACAAUCAGUACGGUACAAGAGCAGAAUGGAAAACUAUAUGUGGGUUCUCGUUUAACCAAUUUCAUUGGAGUCUACUCUAACUAGAUCACCGUAUCUACUGUACCAGUACCACACUACUAAAUAAGGUUGAAUGUUCUAUCAUAAUAAAAGUUUAAGCUUUUGUAGUAUGAAUCUUUGGUUGGAAUUCUGUAACCUGGUUAAGAAAAAUAGAGAUGUACAACCCGUUAAAAACUAAA
Helianthus annuus (common sunflower) is the source of this 1177-nucleotide messenger RNA. RefSeq names its product protein STRICTOSIDINE SYNTHASE-LIKE 12. The transcript has 3 exons. The record is from RefSeq and is a predicted model, not a curated record. Lineage: Eukaryota; Viridiplantae; Streptophyta; Magnoliopsida; Asterales; Asteraceae. The coding region runs from base 6 to 1025 and encodes 339 amino acids. Gene Ontology annotation, molecular function: strictosidine synthase activity. Gene Ontology annotation, biological process: biosynthetic process.